AUGACGUCAUCAUCUUCUAGGGGUAUGCGUGUCACAUGUGGACCCGUUGACGAUGAUUUAUUAUCGUUGCAAAAUAUACAUGUGUCACAGCAUGUUUGGAACAGAGAAGAUGACAGGAGAUUAAUAGCACGACGUGCUGCUCCAACGCGCACUGGAAUUGCGGGAGUUCCACAACAAAUAAUUCCGUUACUAGAUCAAGCUGGUUUCGGAUGGAUAGUGCGUCUUAAUUAUAUCAAAGUUAGUCCUGGUUUGCUAACGGCUUUGGUAGAGCGAUGGAGACCAGAGACACACACAUUUCACAUGCCAUUCGGAGAGUGCACAAUUACUCUUCAAGACAUUGGCAUGCUUGUUGGUCUUCCGGUUGACGGUGAACCGAUAUUAUCUCGAGGCAGUGCAAAUAUAUUGGAAUUGGGGGUUGUUUCACCGCAGUCUGAAAUUAAAGGACAUGGCUUGAGGCUAUCUUGGUUGGCAGCAAACUUUGGGGACAUUGCUGAUGACAUAGAUGAUGUACAUGUGUUGGUUCGUUAUGCUAGAGCCUGA
Molecule: messenger RNA, 540 nt
Organism: Cajanus cajan (pigeon pea)
Lineage: Eukaryota; Viridiplantae; Streptophyta; Magnoliopsida; Fabales; Fabaceae
Product: protein MAIN-LIKE 1
Biological process (GO): meristem development; meristem maintenance
Source: RefSeq, a predicted model, not a curated record